AUGUCGCGUCGAGUUGUGUCUUCUACUCGGGAGAAUAAACGGAUAAGGAUAGAUGGAAAUCCGAAAAUGGAGGAGAACGCCCUUAAGGUCUUCCGCAUCACAUUCGAGUCGGGCAGCCUUUUUAGUAUCGGGCGUGAAAAAACUCAUCAGUACAAAAACGGACGGACGCCUUUGCAUUAUUCCGUCUUCAAUAACCUACCCGCCUAUGUGAAACUUCUGGUUAAGAACGGUGCCAACCCGAACCGCGAGUGCAACGAACAUCUUACACCAAUAGCACUCGCCAUCAUCGAAGACAAUUCAGAGAUGCUGACACUCCUAAUAUCUAUCGGAGCCGACCCUGACCGUAUCGUAGAGUUGGAUGGCGAGCAGGUGACGCUUCUGCAGCUCGCAGUGAGUUUGUACAAUUUUAAAAUCGUACGGCUGUUGUUGGAGAAUGGUGCGGAUCCAGACAAAAGUGCCCCCGCGACGGGAGAAACAGCGUUACACGUUGCCGCACGCGCCCGUCCACUCGAGAGAAGAAAGCUGAUAGCUCUGCAAUCCACGUUGUACACAUUGAUUGCGCGCGGCGCCUCACUCGAGACGACACGAAACGAUGGUUUUUACCCCAUUACAGGUGGCCAUAUUGUAUAG
Messenger RNA from Homalodisca vitripennis (glassy-winged sharpshooter), 630 nucleotides. Its product is annotated as ankyrin-1-like. Bases 1 to 630 code for a protein of 209 amino acids. Gene Ontology annotation, molecular function: protein binding. Lineage: Eukaryota; Metazoa; Arthropoda; Insecta; Hemiptera; Cicadellidae. The record is from RefSeq and is a predicted model, not a curated record. The transcript is spliced from 2 exons.